This is a messenger RNA of Homarus americanus (American lobster), 1367 nucleotides long. RefSeq names its product phenazine biosynthesis-like domain-containing protein 2. Bases 7 to 990 code for a protein of 327 amino acids. Lineage: Eukaryota; Metazoa; Arthropoda; Malacostraca; Decapoda; Nephropidae. The record is from RefSeq and is a predicted model, not a curated record. The transcript has 7 exons. Gene Ontology annotation, cellular component: cytoplasm. Gene Ontology annotation, molecular function: isomerase activity. Gene Ontology annotation, biological process: biosynthetic process.
UGCCACAUGACAACUGGGUGGCACUGGCAGAGGCUUGCUUGGCGCGAACACACACACACCUACUACCACCUCGGGCUAACCUCUCGUCUCUCCUCAAGUUCCCAAUUGGUCAGGAUGCAGCUGCAGAUUUAUACCGUGGACGCCUUCAGUUCAAGACCAUUUUCGGGCAACCCAGCUGCCGUUGUCCCCCUCACGCAGACGUUGGAUGAGGACACACUUCAGCAGGUGGCCACGGAAUUAAACCUGUCGGAGACUGCGUAUGUGAAGCCUAUAGUGGGUGAGGGUGAAGGUGUCCCUUGGAUCACCGCUGCCCGCUACUCCCUCAGGUGGUUCACGCCUGUCCAGGAGAUCCCUCUCUGUGGACACGCCACCCUCGCCACUGCCCACGUCCUAUUCCAUCAGCUAGGUAACACAAGCAGUCAGCUAGAGUUUGAGACACUGAGUGGGGUGCUGGUGACAAGAAGGGAUGGCCAAAACAUCAUCAUGAACUUUCCCACUAAUGUGGCUGAGGCACUCACCCCUGAGCAGGAGCAGCAGCUGACCCCGUUGGUCCAGGCAGCCACUCCAGGGCUGAGAGUCCACCAGGUCCUCCUCUCUCACACCCUCAAGUACCUCUUGAUACGACUCCACGACUCGCACUCCAGAGAGGAGUUGGAAGCCUUGAAGCCGAAGUACCGUGAGAUGGAGGAUGUGCACGACGGGUCACUGGUGAUGGGUGUGGUGGUGAGUGUGGCGGGGGGCGGCGACACAACCUACCAUGCCUUUUCUAGAUUCUUCGCGCCCUUGUACGGCGUCGAUGAGGAUCCUGUCACAGGUUCUGCCCACACUGUGUUAGGGCCAUACUGGGCUGCCGAAUUGGGCAGGAAGGAGCUCAACUUUCGUCAGUGUUCCAAACGUGGCGGGGAUGUGAGGGUAAAUGUGCAAGAUGAUGGUCGUGUGGACAUCACUGGGCCAGCCACCACAGUCAUCCAAGGUCACAUUAAUGUAUGAGAACUGUGUGACCUUUGCUUGGCGUGUAUACAUAUGUAAACCUAGUAUGUGUACUGCACAUAUGCAAGUUUUAUGUAUAUAUGUAUGUCUGAGCUUGUACUUAAAAGUGUGUAUUCCAAUCAGCCAAUAUGAGCUUGAAGAGGACUAUUUUUGAGUUGUCAUAUUAAUGAACUGAUGAUGCUUUGUAAGACUUGAGGAUGAUGAUGAUUAUGAUACAAACUUGAUCGGAAUAAAAAUGGAAUAUGAAAUCUUAGACAUUGAUCUUGACUAUUAGUAAAAAAGAGGGAGUGCUUUGUUAGAGUAAAAACAAAUACAGAAAGAAUUAAGUCAGUAGCUACAGUGCAGAAUAUGUUCUUUAUCAAUAAACAAAAGCAAUC